GGCUGUAACAUAGGGGAACCCCUCGCUGCCCCCCUAGUUGGCUUGUCGGAGUCAGAAGAACGGAAGGGAAUUAAAGCCUUGGAGCAAAUGUCCUGCUUGCACUGAGAGCCCAUGGCCACCAGCCAAAAUACCCUGGGUCUGUCCCCGCGGGGCAGCCACCCCCUUGCUCAGCACCGCCUUGUCCUCUUAGUCCCUGCAGCAGGACGAGCAGAUCAAGUGCCUCCAGGCCAGCAUCAUGCAGCUCCAAAAGGACUAUGAGAAGUUCAGCUCGGCCCUUGCAAACCUCCAUCAUGAUCGCCAGCAGGAGCAGAAUGACAUCAAGGUGGGUGGCUGAAAGCCCCAAGCAGAGCCCAGGCUGGGACCCCAAGGGGUCUGUCCCCCUGCCACCCUGCUCGCAGCCCUGCACAGCUUCCCAGUGCCUUUCCUGGAGGUUUCUGAUGGGGUGGGGAGGCAGGGGGUGCUCGGCUGGCCGGGGGGCAGCUCACGGGCUGCUGUCUGCCUUGGAAGGCUCUGUCCCAGGCCCUGGAGAGAAUCAAGAAGCAGAAAGCAGACAAGGAGGAGCUGCUGGUGCUGGGAAUCGAUGAGGUACGGGCUCGAGGGGCCCUGGUGUUUUGGGCCAAGGGUGUUUUGGGCAGAGUGACAAACACCCCUUGUCCCUUGGGUGCUGGCUGGCAGAACCAGCCAGGUAGGGGGAGGAUUUCCAGCCCGGCUGCAGGUCCCAAGCCAGGUCCCUCUGUCACUGCAAGUCCCUUCGGCUGGUGGGACCAACCCCACAGGGGUGAUGGGGUGAACAGGGCCAAGUCUCCCACUCCUGUUGUCACUCCAUCCUGUCUGCAACCACUCUCCUGUCUUUCCCCAUUGCUAGAAAGCAGACAAAGACAAAGUCAGUCACAGCCAGUUUGAGGCGUGCGUGGAGCAGCUGAACAAGGUGAUGGAGGAGGUGACGGUCCAGGAGAAGUUCUUGCACCGGUUCCAGCAAGAGCUCCAGAGGCAGAUGGACUGCAAGCUGGACCGCCGGGAGCUGGGGGCAUUCCAGCAGCAGCAGGAGGAGCGGUGGAAGAGCCUCAGCGGGCAGCUCCAGGAGAAGGCGCUGAAGCCAGAGCGUGACAAUGCCGCUGGGAUUAGGAAGCAGCUGCUGCCUGGUUUCCAUUGCCUGUCCUGUGACCGGCCCCUCAACAUGCUGGCGCCUGGACCGGAGCGGACGGGCGAGUGCAGAUACCCCACUGUUCCGCGGAGCUGUGGGGGCCCACACACUGUCAGGCCCCCGCGCUUCCAGCCCCAACCGCCCAGCACCCCACGGCCAUCCCAACCCAGUGCCCGCCGCCCCAACAAGAAGGACGCGAUGCAUCUGUCGGGCCAGGACGGCACUGAUGGGAACCAACCGAACAAGCAGCCGUCUGUAACGGAGAGCUCUGGGCUGCCCUCAAGGCAAAGGGGGACGCCAGACACCACAACCUCGAGCAGCCAGCCAAGCACCGCCUCCCCGCUGCUGUUAGCCGUGCUGAAGUGCCAACCAGCCUCAUCUCCCGGACGCCUCACCCAGGCACCGAAGCUGCUGCCACACCGCAUUAAAUCAGCGCCCUGACAGCCGGGCAGGACGGGGGUCCCGGCCCCGGUCCCACCGCCCCGGGCGCUGAGCAGGCAGCAGCUGCAAUAAAUGGCGAUGGGCAACCAA
Columba livia (rock pigeon) is the source of this 1675-nucleotide messenger RNA. RefSeq lists its product as uncharacterized. The transcript is spliced from 6 exons. The coding region runs from base 932 to 1585 and encodes 217 amino acids. NCBI's taxonomy places the organism in Eukaryota, Metazoa, Chordata, Aves, Columbiformes, Columbidae. The record is from RefSeq and is a predicted model, not a curated record.